Messenger RNA from Mycotypha africana, 2646 nucleotides. Its product is annotated as Dihydropteroate synthase-like protein. The record is from RefSeq and is a predicted model, not a curated record. The transcript has 2 exons. Gene Ontology annotation, biological process: tetrahydrofolate biosynthetic process. Bases 211 to 2478 code for a protein of 755 amino acids. Gene Ontology annotation, molecular function: dihydropteroate synthase activity; dihydroneopterin aldolase activity; 2-amino-4-hydroxy-6-hydroxymethyldihydropteridine diphosphokinase activity. Gene Ontology annotation, cellular component: mitochondrial envelope. Lineage: Eukaryota; Fungi; Mucoromycota; Mucoromycetes; Mucorales; Mycotyphaceae.
AAAAAGGAAAUUUCCCCACUAAUCUCCAAAAGUAAUUUCGUGCCAAUGAAAUUUGGAGAAUAAAGCAAGCGCCAAUAAGGUUUAAGGAUCCAUCUUUUGUAUCCUUAAUCCAAAUCAGUCACAUCAACCCUAAUAAAGCAGAAAGAAGGUCUUAAAAAACGUACCUUCUAUUUUUCCAUGCUCUUAUAGUCAAUAACGCUUUUAUUCAAAAUGUCAUCCAAACAUUAUGAUAAAAUUCUAGUAAAGAAUCUAGUAUUAAAGAACAUAGCAGGUGUGGAGGCUUGGCAGAGACUUAAACACCAACCCGUUGUCAUAUCGGUAGAACUCUUUACUGAUAUUACUGCAGCAGGAAACACUGAUCAUGUCAAAAACACCAUUCAUUAUGGUCAUGUCACCAAAGCCAUUACUACAUUAGCUGAAUCAACCAUGUUUGGGACUUUGGAAGGUUUAGCCCAUGCUGUCGUAAAAUUAUGUUGUGUCAAAUUCGGUGCAGCAAAGACGACAGUGACAGUAGAACAACCAAAGGCUUUACUUCAUGCUGCUGCUUCAGGCGUCAAACUGACUCGCGCCUUAGAAGAUUAUAAAAAUGUGAAUAAUAGCAUUGUCGAAACAACCGGGGAAAUUUCAGGUUUGGGCGUGGAAGACGUAAUUUUCGUCAGAGAUCUACGCCUUCACACUAUUGUAGGAGUCAAUCCAUGGGAACGUGAAGAGAAACAAGUCGUUAUUAUCAAUUUGAAAGUCUAUCCUUCAUCUUUACCGUAUGGAAAAUAUGUACUGGCAGACUCAGAGCGGAAUAAAGCUCAUAAUCUAAGGACGGUAGUGCGCACAUUGACACGACAUAUUGAAGCCUCCGGUUACAAAACAAUCGAAGCAUUUGCGUCGACAGUCGCUCGUCUGACGUUAGAGAAAUGUCAUGUCAACAAAAUUUCUGUUCGUGUCGAGAAACCCAGUGCCAUUCUCUUUGCUGAUUGUUCAGGUAUCGAAGUAACUCGUGACCGCAUAUGGUUAAAGGAAGUGAUUGAAUGCGAAGAAAAGGAAGGAAGGAAAUUUAUGCACAAUUCUGGAAAUUUGAACUUUCAGAAAGAGAUCCCAGCUCAUUAUAUCCACACAUGCUAUAUCGCGUUCGGAUCCAACAUUGGUGAUCGUGUCAAUAAUAUAAAAAAGGCUCUUAGCAUGUUGGAAGCAGACUGCAGUAGUAUAAUUCUGGACACCAGUUAUUUAUAUGAGACACCACCUAUGUACUACACAGAACAGCCUGCUUUUUUGAAUGGAGCUUGUAAAAUUGCCACAUGCCUUACACCUCAAGAACUUUUGACGAAAUUGAAAGAAGUAGAAAACAACUUGGGUCGCCAGGCAAACUUUAGAAAUGGUCCGCGACCUAUUGACUUGGAUAUUUUAUUCUAUGAUGAUCUCGUUUUAGAGGAUGAUGACAGACUCAUCGUUCCGCACAAAUCACUACAAGAGCGUGAGUUUGUGCUUUGGCCAUUAUGUGAUAUUGCUCGUGAUAUGGAACAUCCGCGCCUAUUCAAAACAUGUGGACAACUGCUGUCGCAACUGCUAAAGGUGAAUGCCGAAAGUGAAGAAGGACCAUUAAAAAUUGAUAAAGUCAUGCCCAUACAAGAGGGGAGGUUAUGGAGGUGGAAUGAAAAGACUUAUGUCAUGGGUAUUUUAAACACUACUCCUGACAGCUUUUCAGAUGGAGGGAAACAUUAUGACAUCUCAGCGGCGAUCGCUUCUGCUUGGCGAAUGAAGGAAGAAGGUGCAGAUAUCAUUGAUGUUGGCGGUAUGUCGACACGGCCCGGUGCUGACGACACAUUCCCAGAAGAAGAAGAGAUCAAGCGUGUUGUGCCUGUUAUUACUGAACUACGUGCUGCAGGAUUCGAUUUACCUAUUUCUGUAGACACAUUCCGAGCAGCAGUCGCUGCUGCUGCUAUUAAAGCUGGUGCCAAUUUGAUCAACGACAUCAGUGGAGGCUCUCGUGACCCAAAUAUGCUGAAAGUAAUGGCUGAAUGUAAUGUACCUGUUUGUUUAAUGCAUAUGCGUGGUGAUGCACAGACCAUGAUGUCCAAACAGAAUACAACCUAUGAAAACGAUGAUGUGGUUGAUGAUGUUUCUCAUGUAUUGAACACACUUGUACAAAGAGCCAUAGCUGCGGGUGUUCAUCGAUACAAUAUCAUAAUUGAUCCAGGAAUUGGGUUUGCAAAGACGGGCCAACAGGAUUUUGAUAUUAUACGUCAUUUGAAAGAUAUUUCACAAAAGCAAGAUUCUUUACUGUUUGGUCUGCCAUGUUUAAUGGGUAUUAGUCGUAAAAAGUUUAUAGGUAACAUUACGGGUGUCAAAGAGGCGGAGAAGAGAACCUUUGGAACAGCAGGUGCAGUUGCAGCCUGCGUUGCCGGCGGAGCUAAUAUAGUUAGAGUACACGAUGUCCGCCAGAUGUGGGAGGUAACGAAAGUUUGUGAUGCAAUUUGGCGGCAUUAGAUUAUAAGGAUGUAUGUAUCAAAUGUUAAAGCGUGACCAUAGGGUACAGGAUAAUGCUCCUAGAAAAUACUGUUACUGCAAAAUAAUAAAAAAUAACUGCUCUUCUCAAGAUCUAAACCAGAAGCCACCAGAAGGCGUUGAAAUAGAAGAAGCCGAAAGCUUUAAAAA